Molecule: messenger RNA, 1594 nt
Organism: Cornus florida
Lineage: Eukaryota; Viridiplantae; Streptophyta; Magnoliopsida; Cornales; Cornaceae
Product: 1-aminocyclopropane-1-carboxylate oxidase homolog 1-like
Exons: 3
Coding region: 205-1341 (378 amino acids)
Source: RefSeq, a predicted model, not a curated record
UCUUAUUACAAGUGCAUGCACUGACUCGACAGUGAUGUGUUUUCAAAUUUUCAAUAAUGCAAACCAACAAUAAACUAUACACAAAAUAUCAUCUAGUCAACAUGCUCUUUCACCCAUGAGCAACAUGUUUCUUUGCUACAUUCACAUAACCCAAACUCAAUCCCUACAGACUCAUUAUUUCACUAGAGAUCGAGAGACAGAGAGAUGAUGGCAACUAGCACAGUCAAAUUUCAGGCCCCAAGUGAGACCAGUUAUGACCGUAACACCGAACUCAAAGCCUUUGAUGAUACAAAAUCUGGUGUCAAGGGACUUGUAGAUGCUGGUGUAACAAAGAUCCCACCAAUAUUUAUCAAUCACAAACACGACCAACCUCACCAAAAACCUCAGCUUGGUGACUACUCUGGAUCCAAACACAGGACUAUUCCAGUUAUCGAUCUCCAUGGUGUUCAUAGAGAUGCAACCAAACGCAGAGAGAUUAUCGGAGAAGUUUUGGAGGCUUGUGAGAAGUGGGGUUUCUUUCAGGUUGUCAAUCAUGGAAUUCCGGUGAGUGUUUUGGAUGAUAUGAUAGAUGGGAUAUGCAGAUUUAAUGAGCAAGACAAUGAGGAGAAGAAAAAGUGGUACACAAGGGAUUUCAAGAGAAAGGUGAUGUUUAUGUCCAAUUUUCUUCUGUAUACUUCCCCAGCUGCUGAUUGGAGGGACACCAUUUUUUGCUUUAUGGCUCCCAAUCCUCCUGAUCGUGAUGAAUUACCUGAGAUAUGCAGUGAUAUAAUGAUUGAUUACUCUAAGCAAGUGAUGAUAUUGGGGGACACAGUCUUUGAACUAAUAUCGGAGGCCCUUGGACUCGACCCCAACCAUUUGAAAGACAUGGAUUGUGCCAAGCAACUUUCACUUGUGGGCCAUUAUUACCCUGUGUGUCCUGAACCAGAAUUAACUUUGGGUACUAGCAGCCACACUGACAGUUCCUUCCUCACCAUACUUCUACAAGACCAGAUAGGUGGCCUCCAAGUUCAUCAUGAGAAUCAGUGGGUUGAUGUACCCCCGAAGCAUGGAGCGCUAGUAGUAAACAUUGGAGAUCUUUUGCAGCUCAUCAGUAAUGACAGGGUUAAGAGUGUGUAUCAUAGAGUAAUGGCGAGACAUGUAGGGCCAAGAAUUUCAGUGGCAUCCUUUUUCUCACCACAAAUGGUGGUAGGAAAUUCCUCGAGAGUUUAUGGACCGAUCAAGGAGUUGAUAUCAGAGGAAAGCCCCCAAGUCUACCGCGAAACCUCUAUAAAAGACUAUCAGUCUCACUACACCUCGAAAGGGCUCGAUGGAGCUCCUUCAUUGCUGCAUUUGAAGUUGUGAAGUUGGCCCCAUAAUAAGGGAACUAGCUCCCUGUGCUUCUGGAUAUUUUUUCUUUCCUUGUCUCUGCCACUCUUGAAACGUUACUUAAGCUUGGGAGUCAAGACCCAAAGCCACUAAGACAAAGGUAGACCUAUAUGUGUGGCUUGUCAAAUUGGUGAUGUUUUGUUUGGUGUUGAAAACAUUUUGCUUGUUUAAACAAUGUCAUGCUUUGCCAUGCAUAUCUGCUAUACAGAAUAAAGAGUUGCUGCUGUAA